CCGUUUAAAGGGGGUGCUUGGAGCUGCUGCUCAGACGGCUGCAGCCCAGGGCAGGUUGAGCAGGGAGCUGCGAGGAUGGGGGCGCUCCAGUGGGCUCUGCUCGUCGCACUGUGGAGCUCGGUCGCAGGAGAACGCUGCAAAGUGUUAAGCAAAAUCCCUGAAUUUGGAGAUAUCUACCAUGUCAAAGGAGUCAUCAGCCUGCCUUACGCCGAAAUCGAGGAGCCCUUCGAAGCCUGGUACAACCUGAGCGGAGGAAAGAGCCGGAUUCAGUACUACCACGGGCAGGUGAUAACUUACCAGUUGGGAUCGGUGAAGCCGUACGGUACCAGCUACAAGAUUACGCCGGAAACUACUGAGACGGAGGUGAACGUCUUGAAGUGCUUCCAGCUCAAUGGCACGAAAGAGAAGCUGGUCAAGCCGCAGAGCGUCUUUCCCCACACACAUGGCUUCAAGUUCCUGCGGGAGGAGUACUUCAAAGGGCAGUACUGCAGCGUGUGGCAGGAUGUGACCGACUGGGGCAAGAAGAAGAACAUCUACACCUUGUGGGUGACCAACACCAGCUGCGGCUCGUCCCCCGUCCACUAUGAGAUGCGGGGUUACAACAGCGUGCUGGGCUCCCACUACGACAAAUACGAGAUCGACUACAGCGACUUCACCAACAGCUACCCGGCCUCUGUCUUCGACCUCCCCAUCAACAGAACGAAGUCCUGUGGGGAGCUCCCCGGGCUGGGAGCAGAGCGCUGGAUCCUGGCCAACCCCAUGCAGGACUUUGUGGGGCGGCAGGAGGACCGGUCCCACGAGGUGUUCCACCACUACCGGAAGUCAUUCGAGAAGAGCUACGACAGCGAGCAGGAGAUGGAGCACAGGCAGCACACCUUCACCCACAACAUGAGGUUCGUCCACUCCAAGAAUCGGGCCAACUUGUCCUACAAGCUGGCGCUGAACCACCUGGCUGACCGCACCCCGGAGGAGAUGGCCGUGCUGCGGGGGCGACUAAAGAACGGGACUCCCAACAACGGGCAGCCGUUCCCAUCGGAGUUGUACACUGGCCUCAUCCUGCCCGAGAUCCUGGACUGGAGGCUGUACGGCGCGGUGACCCCAGUGAAGGACCAGGCCGUGUGCGGCUCCUGCUGGAGCUUUGCAGCCACCGGGGCGAUGGAGGGCGCCCUGUUCCUCAAGACCGGAGUGGUGACCCCGCUGUCCCAGCAAGUCCUGAUCGACUGCUCCUGGGGCUUCGGGAACUACGGCUGCGACGGCGGCGAGGAGUGGAGUGCAUACGAGUGGAUCAAGAAGCACGGAGGCAUCGCCAGCACCGAUUCCUAUGGCCCGUACAAAGGCCAGAACGGCUUGUGCCACUACAACAAGUCCGAGCUGGUGGGCAAAAUGAAAGGCUACGUCAACGUCACCUCGGGUAACAUCACGGCCCUGAAAGCCGCCAUCUACAAGAACGGCCCCGUGGCCGUCAGCAUCGAUGCCUCCAAGCGGUCCUUCUCCUUCUACUCCAACGGCGUCUACUAUGAACCCAAGUGUGGUAACCAGAGAGGUGACUUGGACCAUGCGGUCUUGGCUGUCGGCUACGGUGUGCUCCAAGGGGAGCUGUACUGGCUGGUGAAGAACUCCUGGUCCACCUACUGGGGUAACGACGGCUACAUCCUCAUGUCCAUGAAAGACAACAAUUGCGGGGUAGCCACGGACGCCACCUACCCCAUCCUGGAGUGACCCCCGGCGCCAAACCAGGCUGGGCUCACCUACACCAUCCUCGUCCCACCCACAAGGGUCACCGGGCCUGGGCUGUUGCUUUGCAGGCCGGUGUGGAUUUCAUCCUAGCAGAGACACCCACUGGAGAAGCGAAUGUAUAUGGUCCCCGUGCCUCGGCCCUCGUCAGGAGCAAAUCGGUUCCUCGGAACCUCACGGCACUAAGCCCCUGAGUGAAAGGGAAAGCAGCCACUCAGGGGGAGGAUGGUGGGAACAUACCAUAGCAAUCAAGGUGGGGUGGUAAUUUGGGGAGGGGGAGAGGUGUGAAAAAAGGGGCUGCCUGUACUGUCCCCCUAGGAUGGCUGCCUGGCUACCAAGCAGCCCAAAGAAGCCCACAGGGACGCAGAGGAAGUUGCUCGCGUCGCUGCUGGCAAUAAAGUCCCUGGGAAAGUGCUGUCUCUCUUUUAAACCAGCUGGGCGAAUUAAAGUGCACUUGCUUCACAAGGC
Molecule: messenger RNA, 2202 nt
Organism: Malaclemys terrapin pileata
Lineage: Eukaryota; Metazoa; Chordata; Testudines; Emydidae
Product: digestive cysteine proteinase 2-like
Exons: 11
Coding region: 76-1719 (547 amino acids)
Biological process (GO): immune response
Cellular component (GO): lysosome
Molecular function (GO): cysteine-type endopeptidase activity
Source: RefSeq, a predicted model, not a curated record